AUGACGUCCUUGAAGCUUGACGAGAGGUUUUGGUGUACCUACUUCCCGACGACCCUUGAUGGCAAUGCGGGCACGUGGUUUAAGACGUUGCGCCCAGGCAACAUCUCCAACUUCGUACAGCUCAAAUACUUGUUUCUCACCAACUUUAUGCAGUUGCAUAAGUACAAGGGAGACUCCCACUCCAUAAUAGGCUGCAAGCAGAAGGAGGGUGAGGCUGUACGUAAAUAUUUCACAAGGUUCAUAAAUGCCACACUAGAUGUGCUGGGACACGAAGAAGGGCUCAUAGCUGGCGCCUUCACGUGGGGACUCUUACCAGGCCCCUUAUCUCAAAAACUUAUGGGUAAGAAACCCCAAACGAGAGCAGAGCUAAAAGAGAGGGUGGAACGAUAUUUACGGCAGGAGGAAGGUGAGGCAGCAAAGCAGGCAUACCUAAAUGCUAUGACAACCAAGCGCCACAACCCAGGCCACACGGACUUCCAUGGAGGAAGUAGACAUUUCGGCCCAGGAAGGAGGCCCCAAGCGCGGUUCCGACCAUUCAUCAGAGAUGACAGGUGGGGUCAUCGACCGGACGUAUACAUGGUUUCAGAGAAACAACAACCAACCAAGUCACCCAAGAGUCGAUAUUACGAGUAUCACAAAAGCAAGACACACAAUACCGCUAGUUGUUCAGUGAUCAAGAAGGUAAUGGAAGAAAAGCAGCUCAAGGGAGACUUGGUGGAAAUAGCACGGAGCCUGCACGCCAAAUUCGAUGCCGAAAACGCAAAGAACACGCUGCGAGAUGGGGCCCAACCAAAAGAGAUAUUCAUGGUACGCAACAAAUGGUGUAGGGAGGAGCAAACGGCCGACCAAUAG
Messenger RNA from Lactuca sativa (garden lettuce), 852 nucleotides. NCBI's taxonomy places the organism in Eukaryota, Viridiplantae, Streptophyta, Magnoliopsida, Asterales, Asteraceae. The record is from RefSeq and is a predicted model, not a curated record.